Blepharisma stoltei is the source of this 981-nucleotide messenger RNA. The record is from the annotation of a GenBank genome assembly. Lineage: Eukaryota; Ciliophora; Heterotrichea; Heterotrichida; Blepharismidae.
AUGGAAUCAGACAUCAGAGACGACUUUCAAUGUGUCAUUUGCUUACUUCUCUCUUAAUUAGCGAGCAAAUCUUGCAUUCUAACCAUUCGAGUUAAAGCUAGCAUUUAUCCAAUGUAAUUAUUUGAAGUGGAAGUCUAUUUUAAUUUAUAAAAGUAAUUUAGGAUUAAGCAGUCUAAAAUUUAGUAGAGCUAGCUUGCAAUCUCUAUAUUUAAAAGCAUUAAUUUAUAAUAAACAAAAUUUUGCUCACUAACAGUGGGGUUUAAUUUUAUUGGGAAUAAGGAAUUUUUAAAGUUUCGCUCCUAAACUACAAGGAGAAGUUAGGCGUGCUAGUAAGCCCAGUUUUCCAUGAAGCUUGCAGGAAAUACUUUUGCAGCACAUGUAUCAACCAAUUCAUGAGAAAUUCUCACGACUGCCCUUAUUGCAGAGGUCUUCUUUCAUCAUCUUCAGUUCUGCCUGACCCAAAUCUCUCAGAACAAAUUUCAAUAACUGAAUUUACUUGCAACUGCGGAGCGAAAAUGCCUUAUUCGGGCUACAACAACCAUAUGGGUGAGUGCACUUCUAUAAGAGCUUUAAUUAAACACGCAGUUGAGACUACUGAGAAGCCCCCAGUUCCUGUAGUGAAUAGAUGGACUUUCAAAUGCCCCAGCUGUGACCAAAGAAAUUUAGACAGGCAAGGGCUGUUAGAUCAUUAUUCUCAAAGGCAUAGAGGCAAAUCUGGAGUUUGCCCGAUCUGUUCUGCGAUGCCUUGGGGUGAUCCAAACUAUGUAAGUAGCAAUUUAAACAGCCAUCUCCAAUCCAGGCAUAAAUAUGAUACUGACACUUAUACCGUAUUUUCUACUUAUCCCUUUAUCGUCCCAAUUUUUUUUUUAAACUUGAUUUUUGAAGUAAAAAAAUUAUUUGAAAUAGGAAAGUUAGGAUUAUUCUAUGGAUGAUGAUGCAAUAUUGCAGAAGGUUUUGCAAGAUUCCCUUCAUAAUAGAUAG